GUUUAGACGUGUUUAGUUAGACCCGAAAACGAAACAUUCCGAAACAGAAGGAAGUUCAACAAAAAACAAAGACGGAAGAUUAAAAUCUGUUAUUAUGACUUAGUUAUUUACUGUUUUAAUUUUUGACAAGGCUGGUGUUAUAAAGAUGGAUAUUUGCAAGCUUCUACUUACGAUGGUGAUAGCCUUGUCAACGUGGACACAGGCAGUAUUUGUUAAACAGUCUAUUCCGGUCCCUGAAGACAAGUAUGUGAUCGCAUGUCCAUCUGAGUGUCAGUGUUCGCACAAGGAAAUGACAGCAGAGUGUCAAUUUGACAGUUACGAAGAUUACUCCAUGAAAAAACUGUUACCAUGGCAACUUACUGUGCUUCGAAUUCAUGGUACAUCUUCAACUUGGCAGACUUGCAUGCAUUCUGUCAAACAUGUGUUAUUGAAAGGCUUAGAAGAUGUUGAAAACACAGAGGACAGUUUUAAUGAUGUGUUUUCGGGAUUAAGAAGUUUGGACAUUCAGUACAUUCCGGUUGAAAAGAUCUCAAAUUCUGACUUAAUGGUUUUCAAAAAUCUGUCAUUUUUAAGUUUGUCUCAUAGUAAAAUUUCCGCCAUUGAAUCUCAUGCUUUUGACACUAUGUCGUAUCUGGAAACCUUGAAACUCAGUUGGAAUAACAUUUCAACUCUUGGAAAAUAUCUAUUCAAGGAUUUGAAAGCCUUAAUAGUCCUUGAUGUUGGAUAUAACAGCAUAGAGAAGUUAGAUGCAGAAGAUUUGAAUGGGCUUUUUAGCUUGGAAGUGCUAGACUUGCAGAGCAAUUUGCUAAGACAAGUAGAGACAUUUAUUCUGGAUUUAAACUUAAAUGCGCUACAAUCCUUAAAUCUUAGAAGCAAUAAAUUGUCAUACAUUUCCAAAUCAGGUGUUGAACAGCUCUUGCGUUUAUCCAGUGUUGACUUGAGCAGCAAUGCAUUUGAAUGUACAUGUAUGAAUGAAGAAUUGAUAAGAAUGCAUAUGCUGAAACCAACCUUGUUCGAAACUGAAACUUCCUGCAGUGGCCCAAAAGACUUGAACGGCAUGAAAUUCAAAGAGCUUGAUAUCUACACACUGCCUUGUAAAGAACCCGAAAUUUCAAAUAUGACCAAUAGCCUGAAGGUUAAUAAUCAAGAAAAUCUUGUCAUUAGAUGUAAUGUUCAAGCCUCGGCACCAUUUGCGGUCUAUUGGGUUACGCCUUUGGGGGAUAAAUUUACACAACUAGACACUAAAGAGACGUUUCCUGAUCAGUAUGAGGAAAUGAUGACUGAAAAAACAUAUUAUGGACAUCACUCAUUCCUGGUUUCCAAAAUAUACAUGACGAGAGACUUUUCGCUGGUAAUUGAGACGGUUAGAGGCUACUUUGAUGGUGAAUUCGUAUGUGUAGCUGAAAACUCAUUAGGGAGUGUAAAUGAAUCAACUACAAUUGCAGUCACUUCAGAAGUUAAAACUGUGUACAUCAAUAGCAUCUUCAUUGGUGCAUACACCUCCAGUGCAAUGCUAUUUCUUGGUACAUUAAUUGGAUUGGUGCGAAUGUUACUGAACAAGUGUUGUCAUAUUGAUAAAUGCUGCUGCUGUUCAUGUUCAUCGGACGAUUUGUUGGUUGUUGAUAAGCGGAAAAAUGAAAAUGGGAACAUUGAAACAACGUAUGCUAAUAGCGACAGUAUUGGAUACAUGGAUGAAGAUUCCAUUUUUCAAAGCGGUAGAAAUACCCCACCUGAUCCUCCUGUGAAUUCACCAACUUUGAGAUGCUCCCCAGAUAAGUGUGUCACACCAACCAAUAGCGAGAUGGAUCCUAGCAAGGGGUCAUCUCAACACAUCUGGGAACAGCUGGAUGAAGUGAGAUCGAGGCUCUACUACGGAGCUGGCAGGAAAAUUGAGAAAGUCCGAUCACAUGUUCGCUCCUUUACUGAUACAGGUUCCCUGAAAAUUCGUGAGAUGAAGGACGCAGGUAGCAUGAAGAUUCAGUCUAUCAAAGAGUCAGGCUCCCAUGCGGCCUCUGUGGCGAAAAAGACCGUCACCAGCGGUAUGUUCCAGGUAAAGUACAGCGUGCAGUCCAUCAAGGAGUUUUGUGGCACUGGAGAAAUGGGUCCGGGGACAGUUUCCAUGGUUUCUGUCUCCACAGACGUCGACACACAUGAAGAAGUUAAAAUCGUCCGAUCCCAUACGUUUGUGUAGCAAAUGUCGUGUUCCGAAAGCCACAUUAUUUUUAAUGCAGAUGUGUACAAUCUGUAAAAUAGCGAUGAUGACAUAAACAAAGUUGAAAAAAUGUGACUUAUGACUUCAUAAAAGCGACAACAAGAUUUAUCCAGGUGAUGUAAUUGGAAAAAAUAAUGUUUAAGACGAAUUAAAUAAAGUAGGGAUACAAUCAUAUGUAUUUUAAAGCUGAACUCUCACAGAUUGACCAAUUUGGCAACUUUUACAGUUUUUGUCUUUUGUCUUAGUAUCAGCUGAUUUUGGCAUCAAUGUUUUCAAAUCAGUCAGAUAGGAUAUAUAGCACAACAGAACAGAUCUCAAGUCUUUGGUAAUCUGCCGAAAUUUUCAUUUUCCUUAAAACAAGUAUAGGCUCAUUCUAAGACAAAAAAAUAAAAUAAAAGUUGUCUAAAUGGUCAAUCUGUGAGAGUGCAGCUUUAAAACAUCUAUGAAUGCCUCAGCAGCCUGCUAGUGCUUUACAAUACUAAAUUUUAAAAGAUCACAAGAAUCUUUUAGAUAUGCAAAUAAGUGUGAUAGCCAGAUGAUAAGGCCAAGAUUGUAGAUGUAGAUUUAAUGUUAUCACUCCUUUCAAAAUCAUUAUAAAAAAUUACCGUAAACAUUAUGCAUAAAAUGUGUUAUGUUUUGGAGAAAUUGUUAGACUAGUGUUGCUGUUUCAGUUAUAAAACUACUGGGUGCUGUAGAAAAGGGACAGGUUGCUUUGGGUAAAAAGGGCACAUUGUAUCUGCUGUGACCAUUUUUAGUAAUACCGGUAAUAUUAUAAGUUUGACAAAAAAUAUAUGAAAUGAUUUAAUUAAAGUUCUUUUAGAUUUCAAAUGCAAUAUUAAUAAAGUUUGAAUAUAUUUAUAAUCAUGUACAUGUAAUAAGCUUUAAAAUUAAAAAAGUGAAAGUUUGAUUAUCUUAAGCUUUCAAUUAUAUGAAGGGCGCACUUGUUGGUCUCCAUGGGAUUAUGCUACCCGAAAAAAAAGCAGGGUGCAGCACCCGCGUAUAACUCACAAGCUUAAUUAAACCCUAUAAGAUAGAUUUUUAUUGUUAGAUGUACAGUACUACAUGUUUUUUUAUAUAUAUUUUAUACAUAAAUUUAUAUAUAUAAAGUAUAUACUUAAAGUUUAUGCACACAAUAUAUAUAUUUGUCCAGAAAAACUCGACAUUUUAAACAAUGAGUUAAUCAAAAAAUAAUUUAAAUGUUUCUCUUAUUUUAGCUCGUUUCUCUGUGAAAAUAACUGUGAAAGCACAUUGUACAUUGUACUUGGUGGAAAAAUCUAUGACUAUAUUGCGGUUAAGAAUUCAUUCAGCUAUAAUAUUGGGUGUUGUUUAAAUUAAUAUCAAUAAUUUGUUGUUGUUUUUAAUCAACUAUAAGCAUGAAAUAAAAAGAUAAUUGUUUGUCUAGUGUAAGAUUGCGAUGUAUUUCACCUCAUGAACACAAAAAAUAUAUAUUUCACUCAUGGCAAAGUUCAUGCGGUGAAAUAUAUUGCUUUAAUCUUACACUGAAACAAACAAAUAUCUUCUUUGUAAACAGUGCAUUGACUUGCCAUUUCAUAUUUCAAUGCCUUUAAUACUCAUGUGAUAUAUGGUUUGUUUGUGACAUGGAUGCUUGAUAUGCUGUAGAGGGCUUGGAUUUUGUGACAGUUUGAUUUUCAUGAAUAUUUCUGGUUUGAAUUUAAGAUUUUUGCUUAUCAAAAUAUGUUAUACAUGAGAGGUAAUUCAAUACAGACUUUAUUGAACAUUUUUUUUAAAUUGAUAGAAAAAAGCCUUUACAAAUUUUGUAUUGAAUAAUCACAAAUUUGAUAUUACUGAAGGAAUGAAUUGCCGGAUUGAUGUCAUUAUCGGGGAUAUGAACUCAGUUGGGCUGGUUCAAGUAUGAGUGGAAUGUUUAAAGCAUCUAAUAUCUUUUGAUAGAAAUCAGCCCAGUCUAUUUCCUAGGUGACAUUCUCAAAAUCUGUCAAAAUCCUGCCUUUCAGGAAUCACCUUCUGUCUUAAGUCCCCUAAAUGUCUGUGGCCCCUGGUCGGACCAAUCAAUGAUAGGUGCCUUCUCAACACUGCACAGGGAUGUCAUCCUUCGAAAGUAUAAAUUUGUCAUAUGUUCAUAUUUAGAUAUGAUGAGGAUUAAUCUGUGGAAGUUACUGGACCAAUCAAUAAAUAACAUAACAUGCCAAGAUAUUGUUAGUAUCAUGUAAAAAAUCUUUAUCAUUAAAUUGUCUAUAAGAAUGAUGUUCAUCAUGUUGUAUUUUUAUUUUAUUCAUAAACAUGUACACAAAUUUGUUUGAACACCUGCACACGAUUUGGAUAUAGUAAAAUAAACAUACCUGAUUUCUCUUUAUGAAAGUACAAUAUUAACAGAAUAUUGGAUUGAUGGUAUUGAAAUGUAUUGUACGAUAAUAGUUCAUGUUCUAUAGGGAUCUAAUAACUGUAGCUAAAUAAUUAUAUAUGUGGGCUGAAUUGUAACAGUAGUGUCCAUUAACUACCGUGAGUGGUCAACAUUAUAUUUUGUCCAAUGAGAAGACAGUAAACAUCAAAUUUGCAAAAUCAGCAGUCAGUCUUUAUUAAUUGUAAUCAGGUCAAGUGGUAGAUAUAAACUGUGUUAAUUCAAUUCAAUUCAAUUCAAUUGAGUGGGUAGUUUACACAAUGUUAUGUAGACCACUAAAAAAUUAAAGGUUGCUAGUAUGGACUAAUAGCAAAUAAAUGGUUGUGCGACUGUGUGGCAUCAACCCUUUAUUUUUGUAAUUACCCACUAACAACCUUGAACCAUUAGUUACCUAUUAUAUAUGUAAUUAAAUGUCAUGUUACAGCUUUUUGAAGCCAGUGGUCUUUCAAUGGUCUUUUAGUGGUCUUUCAAAAAAAAUAUGAGUGCCUUUGAAACAACUUCUGAUUUUUGUAAACAAUAUGUAGGAGGCAAAUCGAAGCCAAGCUCUUGUUGUUUCAUUUCUCAUUUACAAUAUACAGUUCUAAGACUUUGAUUUUAUUCUGUAAAGUGUAAAUCAUGUAUAUAUGCCAUGCACUGGUUGUUAUGAUGCUGUGUAUUUAUUUAUAUGCAAAGUGAAGUGUACUGUUAGUACUUAUUAUUAUAUAUGCUUGGUUUAAUUGCAAUGCUUUUAUUGGUCGGGAGGCUGUCACAUGACAUUACAUGUAUAUAGACAGUUAUAUACCCAGGCAAAAAGUGGCAAUUUCAUUGGCAAAGUUUUGUGUGUGAUAUUUUUGUCAACAAAAUCCCAUGCUUUACAGGGACCAUAUAUAAUAUUGGGACAAUAUUCCCCUUGUUUUCAAUGGUAAAAUUGGAGACUAGAAAUAGAAUUAUCGUCAAUCAUGUCAUUUCGUGAAAGUAACAUUUUUGACGCAAGUAAUGAAAAAUAGUUGUAAGAAUAUGUUUUUAUAGGAAUAUUAUUGCUACAAGCAUAUAAUAAAACACUUUCAGACUGACGAUAUCUGUUUAUACCCUGUUUUAUGAACCACAUAAAGUGAUAAUUACCAGACCUCCUCUCCCUGAACGUCACUUUUUAUUGUCCAUAAAAUGGAAUAUAACACCUGACUAUCAGUCAAUAUGCUAAUUGCUCAGAACUUAAUGAAAGAAAGCAACGUCAUUUAAACUAUAUCAUUACCUUUAAAAGGAAUACUUGUUUGUGAUCUGCUCAUAUGUUUAAGUAGAACAUGUACAGCUGGAAAAACCGUCACAAACCUUGCUAAAAAUAUUGCAGAUCAUAAGCGUUUUGAUUCAAGUUUCAGAGCUAUAACUAUUUGAAAAUUAAUGCAGACGUAAAUGACGUUCUUAACUUUAAAUGAGUUCUGAACAAUUGGCCCUUUAUCUGUGAAUUAUUAUUGGUUACAUAGAUUUGUAAGCAGAUGUCUUAAUCCUUUUUGUUUGAUUAAAAUAAAUCUAACACAAAGUUC
Molecule: messenger RNA, 6109 nt
Organism: Mya arenaria
Lineage: Eukaryota; Metazoa; Mollusca; Bivalvia; Myida; Myidae
Exons: 4
Coding region: 146-2191 (681 amino acids)
Cellular component (GO): plasma membrane
Molecular function (GO): protein binding
Source: RefSeq, a predicted model, not a curated record